Molecule: messenger RNA, 1831 nt
Organism: Papaver somniferum (opium poppy)
Lineage: Eukaryota; Viridiplantae; Streptophyta; Magnoliopsida; Ranunculales; Papaveraceae
Exons: 6
Coding region: 766-1437 (223 amino acids)
Molecular function (GO): zinc ion binding
Source: RefSeq, a predicted model, not a curated record
GUUGACACCUGGGCCCACCAGAUCGGUCAGCUGCGUUGAAUAAGUCAAACUCGGUAGGAGAAUUUACGACUGUGCCCUUGCCCAUUUAAAGACCCGUGUGGUCUCUCACCACAAUUUCUCUUUCUCCCUCGUUCUCUUUCUCCCUCGUUCUCUUCUCCCUCGUUCUGAAACUAGGGUUAGGUAUUGAAGCUGUUUGAAGCUGGUGUUAUUGAAGUUGUUUUUGCUGAAGACAUAGAUGUUAGCAGAAAGACCAGAGUGUAUUUGGAAGAAAAGUUAUACAUAUUUAGGGAUUCAGAGAUAGUGGUGAUACAGUGAAGAUGAGGUACAAACCGGGAUUGAAACAGUCUGAAUCAAGUCAGUUCAAAUUUAGGAAUAUCAGUGUAUAUGCGGAGCCAAAGAAUGAGACUUUGGUAUUUCCUGAUUGCCAUAGAGAUGAAACAGACUUGAUGACACUUAAGUAUAUGGUGUAUAAGGGUUUGUCUAUGGAUGUUAAAGAGAAGUUUAAUUUAUAUUGGUUUAAGGAAGAAUGUCUGCCACUGCCAUUGUUAAACAAUGAUGAUUUUGAUAAUUUUUGGGAGGAUUCUUUUGUAAAUGAGGAUGGAUGUAUAUGUUUGUGGAUGGGGAUGAAAGACACAGUGUUUGGGACUCCAAAGACUACACCAAAGAAGAAGACAGUUAGUAAGGGAACCACCCCUAGAAGAUCCCCAAGGCUAAAUAGUGUGGAUAAAUCAGUUGAAGGUGCAUCAAGAAAGCUGAGUUUCAUGGAUGUGCCCAUAUCCAAACAUUCUCAGGCUAGUAGCAGUGGUUGCAGUCAGUCAAAAGCUACAAAUGAAGUUAAGUUUGUUGAAGAUGUGGACAAUAUUCAGCUGGAAAACACCAAAGAAGAUGAAUGUCACCCAAUUGAGAAUCCAGAAGCUCCUCCAGUAUAUGACAGUGAUGAAGACAUUGAGUAUGGGUCAGAUGAACAACAAUUUUUCAGAGUCUUUUAACAAUAUGAUCAACAAGAUGAGAAAUAAACCAAUUAUAAUGAUAGGAAUAAUGUAUGCUAACUUAGUGAUGGGUACAUGGUACAAUAGGAGGACUGAAUCUGCAUCAUGGGUAGAUGGUAAUUUGGUUCCUACUGCUGUUACAUUGAUUAAGAAAAUGUUGGAAUUUGUGACUGACUAUGGUGUUGACCCUUGUGUGGCUGGAGAGUUAUAUAUGGUGACUAGUCCAAAGAAUUCUGUGUUCACAGUGAACAUACUUGCCAAGACUUGCUCUUGUUUGCAGUGGCAGUUGAGGGGGUUCCCCUGUAUGCAUGCAGUGAGUGCAUUGCAUAGCAUAAGGCCACAAUGGAGAAAGUACUGCAGUGAUUACUAUUCAGUGGAGAACUAUAAGGCCACAUAUGCACCAACUUUUGCACCACUAGAUGAUAAAAGUGAAUGGGUCCAGCAAUGAAGACUUCAUCUGAGACCCAUUUAAAACCGUCACAAUCUGUACAAGUGAGUGAUCUUUGUUGCAGGUUUGAUUUUGCAGUGGGCAGUUUUUGAAGCAAUGACCAGAUUCUCCGCAAGCGUAACAACCAUUCUCUACUGGUAAUUUCACCAUCUUGCAUUUGACAGGAUCGAUGGCAUCGUCAAACCAUUCAAAGUACUGACAGGGCCUAAUUUAUAUGAAUGAAGCUGAAUCUGACCGUUACAAAUCCAACCGUUACAAAUCCGACCGUUGCAAUGAGUCACCGAGUUGACUCGAUACUGGUUUGGUUACGAACUCAGACGAGGGUUAAGUCGUCUUUUACCUAGCAGGUUAACUGCCACGUAGCCAGUUAACUAUCUAAAUUCGUUUUUUGAAA